Molecule: messenger RNA, 1815 nt
Organism: Cladophialophora bantiana CBS 173.52
Lineage: Eukaryota; Fungi; Ascomycota; Eurotiomycetes; Chaetothyriales; Herpotrichiellaceae
Product: bifunctional purine biosynthesis protein ADE17
Exons: 4
Coding region: 1-1815 (604 amino acids)
Biological process (GO): 'de novo' IMP biosynthetic process
Cellular component (GO): cytosol
Molecular function (GO): phosphoribosylaminoimidazolecarboxamide formyltransferase activity; IMP cyclohydrolase activity
Source: RefSeq, a predicted model, not a curated record
AUGGCUUCCCAGAAGAUAGGCAUGUCACCUUUGCCACCUAUUCUUUCGGUAUAUGACAAAACCGGCUUGCUCGAUCUCGCCAAAGGCUUGAUCAAAAAGGAUGUUCGGCUGCUGGCUUCUGGUGGAACAGCGAAAAUGAUCCGAGAAGCCGGUUUCGAUGUCGAAGAUGUCUCUGCUAUUACAAAAGCACCGGAAAUGCUCUCCGGUCGAGUCAAGACCCUUCAUCCAGCUGUCCACGCAGGGAUCUUGGCUAGAGAUCUAGCUUCUGACGAGAAAGAUCUCGCUGACCAGAACAUCAACAAAGUCGACUAUGUCGUCUGCAACUUGUACCCGUUCAAGGACACUGUUGCUAAGAUCAACGUGACCAUCCCUGAAGCCGUGGAAGAAAUCGAUAUUGGAGGAGUCACUCUUAUCAGAGCAGCGGCCAAGAAUCACGCUAGGGUAACCAUUCUGAGCGAUCCCGAAGAUUAUCACCACUUUCUUGAGGAAUUGGACAAAGGCGACAUCCCUGAAGAGAGUCGCCAAAAAUAUGCUCUGAAGGCUUUCGAACACACUGCUGAUUACGAUGCCGCCAUCUCUGACUUCUUCCGCAAACAGUACGCCGGUAAUGGUGUGCAACAGAUCUCCCUUCGUUACGGCGCCAAUCCUCACCAAAAGCCCGCUGCUGCAUUUGUGCGCAAUGGUAAGCUGCCUUUCAAAGUUUUAGGUGGCUCGCCGGGGUACAUCAACCUUCUCGAUUGUUUAAAUGCCUGGCCCCUAGUGAAAGAACUCAAGCAAGCAUUAGGACUUCCGGCUGCUGCAAGUUUCAAGCAUGUGUCUCCUGCAGGCGCCGCGAUUGCCGUACCGCUGAACGAAAAGGAGCGACGAGUUUACAUGGUCGACGAUAUCGACGGGAUCGAGACGUCGGGUCUAGCGCAAGCAUACGCUCGAGCGCGUGGUGCGGAUCGAAUGUCCAGUUUCGGCGAUGUAAUUGCUCUUUCCGACAAGUGCGACGUCCCCACCGCGAAAAUCAUCUCUCGAGAGGUUUCUGAUGGAAUCAUUGCGCCAGAGUAUGAACCCGAGGCGCUGGAAAUCUUGAAGAAGAAGAAGGCGGGUAAAUAUCUGGUACUCCAAAUGGAUGAGACCUAUGAACCUCCGGCGCAAGAAACACGCACCGUGUAUGGAGUCCAACUAACGCAAGGACGAAAUGACGUCAAAAUCUCGCCCAACGAGACAUUCAACUCCAUCAUCCGUCCGAAAGAUUCUCCGAAGCUGUCGGAUUCGGCUCUGCGCGAUCUCACUGUUGCGACCAUUGCGGUGAAAUAUACCCAGUCAAACUCUGUCUGCUACGCUUUAAACGGUCAAGUCAUUGGUCUUGGUGCCGGGCAGCAGAGUCGGAUUCACUGCACGCGACUAGCAGGCGACAAGGCCGACAAUUGGUGGAUGCGAUUUCAUGAACGCACACUAUCGAUAGUAUGGGCCAAGGGUAUCAAGCGGGCGGAAAAAUCCAAUGCCAUUGACAUGCUGUGCUCAGGCCAGGUACCUCCUCAGAGCGAGUUUGAGACCAAAGAUUAUGAGCGCAAUUUUGCAGAAGGGUGUGUACCCAAGCCAUUCUCCCCUGAAGAGAGACGGCAAUGGUUGGACAAGCUUGGCGAGGUUGCCGUUUCAAGCGAUGCUUUCUUUCCAUUCGUCGAUAACGUAUACCGAGCCGCCCGAAGUGGCGUGAAAUACAUUGCCGCCCCGACUGGCUCACAAAAUGAUGGAGCAGUGUUUGACACGGCAGAUAAUCUGGGGAUAACGUUCAUUGAGCAGAGCACGAGGCUGUUCCAUCAUUGA